Coregonus sp. 'balchen' is the source of this 2455-nucleotide messenger RNA. NCBI's taxonomy places the organism in Eukaryota, Metazoa, Chordata, Actinopteri, Salmoniformes, Salmonidae. The record is from the annotation of a GenBank genome assembly.
CCACCUCUACCCAGGGGAGGAAGGGGGGCCUCAGCCUCAGCCCCAGGACAGGUCAUGGUGUGUGUGGUAUGUGCAUAACCAUGGCAACCCUGGAGCGCACACACACUGUGUGCAUGUGCCUGUCUCCCUGCUGCUUAAAUGUGUAUUUGUAUUCAUGUGUGUAUGUGUGUGUCUCCACUCUCCAGCCCGGUCCAAGAGCAUGGUGAUGGGAGAUGUGUCCCGGGGCCCAUGCCGCCCAUCCUCCCCCAGUCUCCAGGAGGGGGCUCUGAAGGCUGGCUGGCUGAAGAAACAGAGGAGCAUCAUGAAGAACUGGCAACUGAGAUGGUUUGUGCUGCGCUCCGACCAGCUUUUCUUCUACAAAGAGGAGGAGGAGACCAAGCCACAGGUACUGAACAUCCACACCUAAGCUCUUCUUCACGUUCUUACAGAGGUUAGCUGAAAUCCUUUAUUUGGUUGAAUGUGGGACCUUACUAUAUAACCAAUGUCACAGGUUCAGAUCCUCUCCACAAAUACUUUGCUUGUUUGCUGGGGUUUUUCAUCCAUUCCUUAGACACGCAGGUCAAAAGGCCAAUAGAAAAUAAAGCACUUUCUAUACCAUGACCUAGCCUGGAUGGAUUACGUUGUCAUCGUGCCCUGCCUAGGAGGAAAAUCAGCAUGAAAUAUAAUUUUGAUACCGUCGCUCAAUGUUGGUCAGGAGUCAUGACACCUGUUAGUUGACACCUUUUAAUCACAGGCUGUCAAUAGUCAUCCAGCCAGCAUUGAUUUCUCUACACACCUCCUUGCACGGUAAUCAGGAUGUGUGGAAGUGUCAAUCUGGACGCUUUUUCCCCAUCUAAUCAAUAGGAAUCGGAGCACCGUAAGCAAAUCACACAGCAAGGUCUCACACUGAGAUGAAAGGAAAUUAUAAUUGGAGGAAGGACAUUUGCACAAAAGCGAUUUAUAGUCAUUUCUCAUCAUGUAGAGCAGGUCAUUAAGGAAUGGAUUGGUGUUAGAGCCAGAGAGUUUGCUCCAAGGCUCAUUCUGAAGGAAGAAUAAUCUCAGAUCUUGAGUUACAUCUUGGUUCUUCUCAUUCAUUCGUUCCCACCGGCAGUAUUCAAGGCACAUUGUACACUUGGGAGAUCUGCUGCUGGUCUGCUAGCCCUGCUCCAAUGUUCUAUCAAUUUGUUGCCAUGGUGACUAAUGUGGCGACAGCUUGGCCUCUGGUUUGGCCAUUUGGAAGAUCCCAGCUUGUUUGAUGUGGGAUAGUGCCAGCACCAGACUGGUAGAAUGAGACCGACUUUCCUUCUGAGAAGUCUCUAAUUAACAGGCCUUGAUUCCGUUGUUAAAUGACUAUUGAUCUGCAUUUGAUAAUGUGUACAUUUCAGAUUAAAGAGAUCGAUAUAAAUAUAGAGAUCUUCGGUCUAUUUUCUACCCUAAUAUUCUCAUCACGAUGUAAUCAAUAUUUGUGAUUUAACCGAUUAGAGUCUCACUGAGGUAUCGUUAAUCUUUGGUUUCGAAUGGAUGGAUUCCCAAAUGCUGCUGAUUCCUGUGUUUCAGUGAAGUCCUUCUCUGUUUGUUUGUUCAAGGGCUGCAUACCCCUGCAGGGCUGUCAGGUGAAUGAGCUCACCGCCAACCCAGAAGAACCAGGGAGACAUCUUUUUGAAAUCGUUCCAGGUGAGGUGAUCCAUCAACACCAAACCCUAUCCUCUUCUCACAAAAAAAAUACAUGUGCUGUCAAAGUCAGGCAUCACUCAAGCUGACUCAAGAUUUUAUGAGGAAGAUAUAUAUUUAUUUUAGCAUAUUGCAGUUUCCUCAAUGCCACAUUAGGCCAGCAGGGGGCAAUGCUGAUGUUUCACAACGGCGGCUGGUGUAGAGAAUGGAGAUGUAGGACACAAACAGUACACACUACCGUCUGGUUGAUGAGCUUGCACUCAAUGCACUGUGCAAUUAUAUCACCAGCUAAGAAUUGCUCCUGAAAUCCUGUGGAUGUUAAUCUCUCUCAUAACAUAAUUUCCAAACCAAGACUUCAGAAUCAGAACAAAUCUCUAAGAACACAUUAAUACCUUAGAGUGAAAAGAGAAUGUUCUAGUCUUGUCCAGGCUUAUUAACCCCAAUAGCAGGGUCUCAUGUCUAUCAGGAGUCUGUUACAGUUGACAUCCAUACACAGACAAUACAAAGCUUUGCCUGGGGGCGAGUGUGCUGGAAAGGCCGUACUCAGUCAGCUCCUCAAGCUUUUGGUUGCGCUCAAUACAUAAUAAUGGUCAUUUUCAAUUAAAGUCACUCAGAGUGUGCGAGGUAGCUAUAUCACUCAGUAAAAGGGUAUUUGCUAGGUGGUUUUUCCCAGUGGGUCCCUGUGUGUUUUAUUUAUGCUGAGUAAAUAUUGCAGGAGAGUGUGACCCCAAUCAACCAAGUGUGGAUGGGCCAGGCAGGCAGGCAGGCAGGCAGGCAGGCAGGCAGGCAGGCAGGCAGGCAGGCA